This is a messenger RNA of Pochonia chlamydosporia 170, 981 nucleotides long. Its product is annotated as zinc finger domain-containing protein. The transcript has 2 exons. The record is from RefSeq and is a predicted model, not a curated record. The coding region runs from base 1 to 981 and encodes 326 amino acids. NCBI's taxonomy places the organism in Eukaryota, Fungi, Ascomycota, Sordariomycetes, Hypocreales, Clavicipitaceae.
AUGAGCCAAGCAGCUACUGGCAUGGCUCCAGUGCCUGGGCAGGACGCGGAGGACAAAGGAGUUGGCAGAGUCAUCUCCAAGGUGAAGAGAGCAUUUAGGUCUGACAAACGAGAAGCUGUUGCAUCGAGCACACAAAGACCAUCGUCUCUGCGGGAUGACACCAAGUCAGAUGCGAUCCAAGGAUCACCAGCUGUUGCCGUGGUAUCAAAAUUGAAAAUUUUCGAGGAGCGUGCUAAGAAGAUGGGCGAAAAGUUCGGGCUGGUGAUUGAAGCAUCAGACUUAUUAACCGUCGCUCCAGACGAAACUGUCCUCCGAGUGGACAAACCCAUCCGAAUGCGCGUGCGACGCACUUGCCAUCGGUGCAACACAACCUUCACUGCCAGAAAUGAGUGCCCAGGAUGCCAGCACGUUCAAUGCGAGAGGUGCCCCCGCCACCCGCCAAAGGAGAGCGAGGCUGAAUUUUUGGCCAAUCUUGAGCAGAUGGAGAAGGUCCUGAAGGCCAAUCGAGAAAGCACUGUCAUUAUGCCAGACUUUUAUUGGGGUGACCAGCAAAUAGAGUUGAAACGACCAAGUAAGAAUGGGGGACAAGACUUGGUGCACAGAAAACCCCGACAACGUGUUAGGAGGACAUGCCACGAGUGCCAAACGCUCUUCGCUACCGGCAGCAGAAAAUGCGAAAACUGCAACCAUAUUCGCUGUACAGAUUGCCCUCGGGAUCCGCCAAAGAAGGACAAGUACCCAUUUGGUUAUCCCGGUGAUGCAUUUGGGCCAGAUUCUGACGCACGAUUCGAAUGCUACUCUUGCGAGACGCUAUAUCCCGCUGAUGCUGAAGACGGCCACCCUUGCACGAUGUGCGGGUUAGAGAAGUCUGGCGAGUCACCACGUGCUUUGCCACGAAAAGUGCAGCCUCCCCCAGAUCCAGAAAUCCUUAGCAGACUGCAGGCCAGGUUGGAUAGUCUAAGGGAAAGAGAGUCGGCAUGA